GUUCUUUAGACAUAGUAUUGUUACUUUUCCUGAUUGUACCUGUUCUUUUCUCUUGGCAUUGAGCAGGUGUUAUCAAAUCUCUUAUUGGAAGAAAGAAGUUGCUUUCGGCAGUUAAGUACAUUUGUGUUUUUAAGCUCGAAUGUAAUUUUCUGCCAGUGCCUCUGCUAGAAUCUCAUUUGGAACUGUCAAUGAAAAGGGUGAAUGAGAAAUGCAAUGAUGGAAAUCUUAAAUCAAAGAUCCAAGCUGAUUCGAUGGAAUUGAACAUUCUUCAAGAUGUAACUAAAUGCAUCAAAACGUUUAAGCUUCAGUCAAAAUUCCCACCCGAUGACCUUUUAUCACGCAUCAAGGAGUUGGAAAAGAAGAAAAGUAAGAGAAGAAAGUCUCCUGCUUUAACAUCAUUGAAGAAACGCAGUGCCAGUGCAAGCUCGUCUGCAUCUGUAGCAAGUCGAAAACAACAACAAAAGCGUCCUCGAUUCAUUUGAACAUGAUGCAACUUAUAUCAUGUCAGAAUGUAUAGUUGUAUAACCUUGUUACUACCAUUUUUAGAUGCUUAAUAACAUUUAUUGUGCUGUUAGGCCUCAAAAGGUUU
Molecule: messenger RNA, 589 nt
Organism: Beta vulgaris subsp. vulgaris (sugar beet)
Lineage: Eukaryota; Viridiplantae; Streptophyta; Magnoliopsida; Caryophyllales; Amaranthaceae
Product: FRIGIDA-like protein 4a
Exons: 2
Coding region: 189-482 (97 amino acids)
Source: RefSeq, a predicted model, not a curated record